Molecule: messenger RNA, 1470 nt
Organism: Geodia barretti
Lineage: Eukaryota; Metazoa; Porifera; Demospongiae; Tetractinellida; Geodiidae
Source: the annotation of a GenBank genome assembly
AUGCAGGAGAAUUUGAUUCAACGCAAUUUUCAAACUUGGGAAGCUCAGGAGAUGUUGGCGACUUCGUGGUCGGUUUCGCCCGAUGGCAAAGUAUGGAACAUCAAACUUCGGGAGGAUGUGCCAUUCCACCAUGGCGAGGACACGUUUGGAGUAUCCGAUUUCGUAUUCAGCUUCCAGCUUUGGUCCCACCCGGAAAGCAGGGCUGGUUUCGGGCCCCUGUGGAACACUCUGCUCGGCCCCGGAGACGACAAGUAUAGUUGGGACGUUGAUGAGUUAGGGAAAACUAACGCGGUGGAAGAGGUGAGCGAUAGCGAGAUGAUUCUGCGGUUGAACCGACCGGAGUUGUGGAUCCCGUUCUUUGCAUCGGACGCCACCACCGAUCCUAUAAUCUACAGUCUGGACUAUUGGCAGAAGCAUGGAGAGGCCGUGUAUGCGGAACAUCCGGUAGGAACCGGCCCAUGGCAACACAUAAGUUAUGAGCAGGGCGCCAAACUGGAGUACGAACGGGUUCCAUACGAACACUGGCGCAUCACCCCGGAUUUCGAAUCUCUCACUUUCUUCUUCGCCGAAGAGGACUUGACCCGCGUUGCCAUGCUCCGCAGCGGAGAAGCCGACAUAGCCGAGAUUCCACGGGAAUUGCAGGGCGAGAUCAUCGACGCGGGAUACGCCCUUACGCAGAGCACGUUGCCGGCUUUUAUGGUUUGGAUCGCCAUCGGCGGGCAAUACCUCGAGGACAAACGCGACCCCAACGACCCCAACACCAACGUGCUGGUACGCCGCGCGAUGAAUCAUGCCAUCGACCGGGACGCCAUCAACGAAGCUUUCUUCGACAAUAAGAUGGAAUUGAUGGCCAACACUGGCUGGCAUCCCUCCGAUCCAACCUACGACCCGGCUUGGGAGAUUCCGGCUUACGAUCCUGAUCUGGCUCGACAACUACUGGCCGAAGCGGGAUACGCAGAAGGCGCGGGCCCAAGGAUUGAGUUCAUGGCGGGUAAACUCGUAGGAGUACCGGAACUAACCGAAAUCGCAGUGCCUAUCAUCUCCUGGCUCGGGGAGGUGGGGUUCCAAAUAGACGCUCAGAUUGGUGAGUUCCAGCCUAUCCGGACACGCUACCGGGCUCGCGAAAUGAACGGCGUGCUUUGGACCCACCGCACCGGCUUCUGGCCGGCGGGCCGCAAUAUGCGGGCGUAUUUCGUCAGUCCGGCUUUGGAUGGCCCGGUCUCCAUGUUCGAAAACCCGCACACGGAAGAUCUGUUUGGACGGUGGCAGGUCAGUGUCGACGAAGCCGAGCGUCUGGAACUGAUGAAGGAAUCGGGCACGUACAUGUAUGAACAGAACGCGACCAUGCCGCUGGGUUUCCUUUUCGCCGAACUCGGCAUCGAUCCCAACGUCAUCGCCGAGUAUUCGGUCAAUAACAGUUACUUCGGUGGCAUGAAAGGGCACGAGUACACCAAGGUCGUUCGUAAGUAA